CGUUCCCCUCUGCAGAUUUCAUGUAGGAGUGUUCAGCUCACGCGCGCCCUCCUUUCACCUUUUUUAGGGUUUUUGUUUCCAUUUCGUCUCUCAGCGCAGCCGCUCAUCCCUUUCAAACCCUCAAUCUCCACUCUCCCCCGCAGUGUUUUUGUUCCAUUCGUCUUCUAGAUCUGUCUCAUCGCUGCCGCUUCCGCUUCCGCUUUCCAGCGGCUUUCCUUCUAGAUCGGUCCACAACAGGCGUGCCACGACUGAAGAAAAAUUCAAAAUCCGAAGCCAUUAUUGACGAACGAAGCUCUUCUACACCAUGUCGAUUCCGGGGUCCUCAGAUAUCGAGGAGGACAUUCGUGCAUUAGAACUUGAUCCACCGGAAGAUAGUAAUGGAGUUCCUAAUUCAGAUGUAAAGAUGGAAGAAAUUGUGAAGUCGGACAACAUGGAAGAAGAUUUGAGGACAGAGGACCAUCCCCAACCAACCCAAGCUAUCCAGGUUGAAGAACAAGUGAGGGAGAACAUACCUGCUAAGGAGAAGGAAAUUUCUUUGCCUGAAAAUGAAGACGAAGAGGAUUUGGAGUUGGAUCGCAAAAGACACUUGAAUGUUGUGUUCAUUGGUCAUGUUGAUGCUGGUAAGUCUACAAUUGGAGGUCAGAUACUUUUCCUUAGCAAUCAGGUUGAUGAGCGUACAAUACAGAAGUACGAAAAAGAAGCAAAGGAUAAAAGCAGAGAAAGCUGGUACAUGGCAUAUAUCAUGGACACAAAUGAAGAAGAGAGAGUCAAGGGGAAAACUGUUGAAGUGGGAAGAGCACAUUUUGAAACUGAGACCACAAGGUUUACAAUUUUGGAUGCUCCGGGUCACAAAAGUUAUGUGCCAAAUAUGAUCAGUGGGGCAUCUCAAGCUGAUAUAGGGGUGCUGGUAAUUUCUGCUAGGAAAGGAGAAUUUGAAACUGGAUAUGAGAGAGGUGGACAGACUCGUGAGCAUGUUUUGCUGGCAAAAACAUUAGGUGUUGCUAAGCUACUUGUUGUAGUGAAUAAAAUGGAUGAACCCACAGUUAAAUGGUCUAAAGAAAGGUAUGAUGAGAUUGAGUCUAAGAUGGCACCCUUUUUGAAGGCAUCUGGUUACAAUGUAAAGAAAGAUGUCCAAUUUCUACCAAUAUCUGGUCUUCAUGGUAUUAAUAUGAAAACAAGAGUGGAUAAGAAAGUAUGUCCAUGGUGGAAUGGUCCAUGCUUGUUUGAAAUCCUUGAUACGGUUGAAGGUCCUCCAAGAAAUCCAAAAGAUCCAUUUAGGAUGCCUAUCAUUGACAAAUUCAAGGACAUGGGAACAACUGUUAUGGGUAAAGUUGAAUCUGGCUCUGUGCGUGAGGGUGAUUCCUUAUGGGUAAUGCCAAAUAAGACUCAGGUGAAAGUUACAACUGUUAUGUGUGAUGAAAAUAAAGUUAAGCGUGCUGGACCGGGUGAAAAUCUCCGUGUUAGAAUAUCUGGAAUUGAGGAAGAAGACAUAAUGUCUGGGUUUGUAUUGUCAAGCAUUGCAAAUCCAAUACCUGCUGUUUCUGAGUUUAUUGCACAGUUGCAGAUUCUUGAGCUGCUGGAUAAUGCAAUAUUUACAGCUGGAUAUAAGGCCGUACUUCACAUUCAUGCUGUUGUCGAAGAAUGUGAGAUCAUAGAGCUGCUACAUCAGAUUGAUCCAAAGACUAGGAAACCUAUGAAAAAGAAAGUUCUCUUUGUGAAGAAUGGUGCAGUUAUUUUGUGUCGCGUCCAGGUCAAUAACUUGAUCUGCAUUGAGAAGUUUUCUGAUGUUCCUCAGCUUGGAAGAUUUACACUUCGUACUGAAGGGAAGACAGUUGCUGUAGGAAAGGUCACUGACAUUCCAUCUGCAAGCAAUUAAACAAUUUUGAUCUGUGAGGGAAAUUUAUGAACUUGAUAGGAGCUGCAGCGUGAAGGCCCUGCAUUCUCGACCUAAUCAAACUUUAGGUUAUGCUGCUUCUAGAAGCUGGUUUUUCACAGAGUCGAUGCCGGCCGCGUUAUUGGCUAUGAAAAAAGAAACUAAAAAUAUGGAUGGGUUACAUCUGUUUGGGUACCAGUUUUAUACACAAUGUUUUUCAUAUAUGGUUGUAAAGUUUGAUUUUCUUUUAUUAUCGUUGAAUAUAGUUGCCAUUUUGUUAGUCAAUCCAAUCCAUAUGUUCAACUAUCAUCCGUUCCUUUUUCCUGAAACUGAAUGUUUGGUAUCCAUGGUUCCUAAUAUUUUGGUCUGUACUAGCUUCACGGUAUUAAUAAACAUUAAGAUGAGGCUUGUGUUUGUUAACUUAGCAUUUUCUGAUUGGAAAAUCUAGGAGAACUA
Molecule: messenger RNA, 2329 nt
Organism: Momordica charantia (bitter melon)
Lineage: Eukaryota; Viridiplantae; Streptophyta; Magnoliopsida; Cucurbitales; Cucurbitaceae
Product: Translation elongation factor EF1A/initiation factor IF2gamma family protein
Molecular function (GO): GTP binding; GTPase activity
Source: RefSeq, a predicted model, not a curated record